GGAUCCGGCUAUUAUCGUUUACCUAAAAGAGCCGGCUCUUUGAACCGGCUCGUUCGCAACCGACACAUCACUAGAUCCGUGUGCUCUGGAUCGAUUGAGCAGCCUGGCCCGGAGCCAACACGAAGCAAAAUCCGGUCUGCUGUCUGUCAGACACCUUGAACCGAUCAUUACCGUUUUUCUAUCUCUCUCAUCUCCCUCACAGCAUUAACAGUUAACGCUAUAGUCCCGUUAAACGUUGUUAUAUUAGCUGUGUGUCUCUGCUAUAGCUGUGUCGCCAUUGAUUGAAUGCUGCGUUUGAGGACUGCCAGACAAACGAGGCUCGAUGAAGUGAGAGGAGUGCUGCUGCAGCCUUGCGUCAAAAAAAAGCCCAGCUAAAAGCUAAACCGUGCUAGGACAAAGUCAGCAAGGAAGACGGGUUAAACAGCCACGUUACCUCUCGGUAGCUAGGGUUAUUUUUGGCACGGUUGCUAUGCGUACACAUGCUCCGUUUUACUCGAGCUAGAUAGCAGCAACAUCUGUGCACCAGCUGUCAGUGUUUCAUAAGAAACUCUGUGUUUCAGAGGUUUCCUCUUUACUGAGCUACCUUGAAACACCUUUUAUACACUUUUCUGUGUAAAUAUAUAUAUAUCAUUUCGGUUUAAUUUGCGCAACGUCUUGAAUUUUUGAGGAGGGGCCUCAUAAGCUAACAUAUGAGGCCCAGUUGAAAAAAAGAUGGACCUGAAUUUUUAUUCGGAUUUAACGGACGGUACCGGGCAGCACGACGGGGAUCCAGAGUUCCUGGAUCCGCAGUCCUUCAAUGGAUUUGACACUGACAACAAGUUCCCUGGAGGCAGUGACAACUACUUGACAAUUUCUGGGUCCGGCCAUCCCUUCCUCUCCUCUUCAGAGUGUUCCACUAAACCCAUUGACCUCUUCAACCUCGCUGGAUCUGCUGGUGGAACGUUCCACACUCCCAGCCUCGGCGAUGAGGAGUUCGAGAUACCUCCCAUCUCUUUGGAUCCAGACUCGGCCCUCACCGUGUCGGAUGUGGUGUCCCACUUCGGGGAGCUGUCGGACACCGGCCCCUCCGACAGCGUGGUGGUGCCCGGGAACGCCGUGGUCGAAGGGGACGACCCCUCGUUCGCCUCCACUUUCGUCAACGCCCCCUCGCAGGGACUGGAGCACCUGAGUCUGGGAGUCAUCAACCAGUCAGGAGGAAGCGCUUUGUUGGGGUCGUCACUGGGAAUGGAUCUCGGUCAUCCCAUCGGCUCUCAGUUCAGCAGCUCGUCCCCGGUGACCAUCGACGUCCCGAUGGGUGACAUGAGCCAGGGCCUGCUGGGGUCCAACCAGCUGACUACUAUCGACCAGUCAGAGCUCAGCGCUCAACUGGGGCUCGGCUUGGGAGGCGGGAACAUGCUGCAACGCCCCCAGUCACCUGAUAACCCUCUCUCGGCCACGGCGUCUCCCACCAGCUCGCUCCAGGAUGACGACAUGGAUGACUUUAGAAGGAGCGUCCUGGUGGAGUCUCCCGUCUCUCUGGCCGUAUCUCCCGCUGUCAUCUCCCUCGACCCUACCCUGUCCGAGUCGCCGCUCUCUGCUCCCGCCUCCAGCGUCUCUCCAGCUGUCGGGCGGAAAGGCGGACCGAAGAAGCCGAAGAAGACGAAAGACCCCAACGAGCCUCAGAAACCUGUGUCGGCCUACGCUUUGUUCUUCAGGGACACACAGGCGGCUAUUAAGGGACAAAACCCCAAUGCUACAUUUGGAGAGGUGUCUAAGAUAGUGGCGUCCAUGUGGGACAGCCUGGGGGAGGAGCAGAAACAGGUUUACAAGAGGAAAAACGAAGCGGCAAAAAAAGAUUACUUGAAGGCGCUGGCAGAGUACAGAGCCGGCCAUGUUUCUCAGGCCCCUAUUGAAGUCAUGGACACCUCCCCAUCGCCCCCAUCACCCCCGGCUCCAGCCCCGGCUCCCGCUGUCAUAACCACGCCCCCCUCCGCCCUCGCCGCUCGCACCACCAGGUCCCAGCAUUACAACCCCGAGGAGAACACCAUCACCAACAUCUGCACCUCCAACAUCAUCCUGGACCUGCCUCAGGUCACCACGCGCUCCCGCACCGGCGCCAGCAAACCUCAACCUCCGCCCGCUCCCACCCCGCUGCACCCACUCACCGUCACCAAGAUCAUCAUCAAGCAGCUGCAGCUGCCCUCCGGCGUCGUAUCCGUCACGGCGACGGCCGCCUCCUCGCCGCGCCAGCCGCCGCCGCUGCAGCAGAUGCAGAGCACCUCUCUUCCGCCUCGGCUGCAGCAGAUGGGGCACGCCCAGGCCCCUCCGCCUCUGCAGGCCAAGCCACGGGGCGGAGGCGCAGCUGCUGCCACGGCUCCACCUCCGCUGCAGAUCAAGGUUGUCCCGACGCCGCGGCAGUCGGAUUCAAGUGCUCCGAUCAUUGUGACGUCAGAAACGCCCAAGUCGGUGUCUUCCUCAGGUCUGACAGUGGAGGUGGGACAGUCGGCUGAUGUGGUAUCGGGAGCAGAGGACGUGGCGGAGGCAGAGGAAGGGAUGGAGGUUGAGGUGAACGUAGCCCCCGCCCCCAGCGUGACUCACGCCGCCAGCCGUAACAUUUGUGUGCGCGCCGGCUGCACCAAGCCGGCUGUGGAGAGCAAAGACUGGGACAAGGAGUACUGUAGCAACGAGUGUGUCGCCACACACUGCAGAGAUGUGUUCAUGGCCUGGUGCGCCAUCCGAGGGCAAAACUUCACCACCGUCACAUAGGGAACGGACACAUCUGACGGAAGAGGAGGAGUGCAACACAGAGAGAAACGGACAAAGAAUAACACAUGAAAUGCAAAAUGAACAGAGGAAUGAAUGAGCAGGCUCAGGUAUCAGCACAUAAUGGUCUGUUUUUAUCAUCUUGAUGACGACAACAAAGACGAGACAGUCGCAGGAAAGUGUUUGAAAAUCACUACAAUGUACUUUUCUGUACGUUCACGCGGCACAAACGGCUCUCCGGCAGAAAAACAAAAAACUGGAAAUACUGCAGUGGGAAUGACGGCUCACAGUAAGGAGAGAUGGAUGAAUAAUAAUAUUGGAGAAAAAGCAGAAGAAGAAACUUCCAGUUGAUCAUUGUGAAUCUGAAAUAUGGGCUUGAUAAAAAAAAAAAAAAAAGAGCAUUUUUUUAUGGACUUAUAGUGUUUUUAAUUGUUUUGAAAAGAAAAGAAAAGUGCAGGAAUCAUGAGUUCAUUUUAUUCAUUUCAAAAAUCAAACUUCAGAUGUGUACGCUCUUCCCUUUACUGUUACAUUGAGGAUUGAUUAGUGUGAAUGAAAUCUAAGGAGCAAUUUGUUUUGUUUAAUUGUUCUUCGUAAUGUUCGGGUGCUUCGGCGUUGAGAGGGUCAGUGGCUACUUCAGAGAUUUAACGUAUAAAUGAGCAACAACUGGGCAAAGCACAAAUAGUCUUAAAGGUAGUUUGGAGUCAUACUAAAGGGUAAAAUGUUUUUAGGAAGCUAUUUUGAGAUGACGUGGAAGUUAAUCUGCCGUUUGUCACCUUUAUAAGCCACUUUGGGAGGAGGGGGGGAAUAAACGAACAUCAUGCAAAGGAUUUUAAUUCACACUUUCAAAACAGGUGCUAAAAUUCAGGAGAAAGAACUCUAGCGUUCUCUGUUCUCCUCUCCUGCUGAAAUACCCCGCAACAUAAGAGCUUUUUAAAUAUGUGGUGCAUAUUUUGUUUUAUGAGGAACAUUUGUGGUUCAAUUUGGUGAAAAAAUAUUGGAAUGAAAUAAAACACACAACCAGCUCUGACAACACUACUGUAAAGGGGAAAGGGAAUACAAUAUAAAAAGCUUUACUUUCUAACAUAACAGUGUUUAAUUUAAUUUAAGAAAGAUUGCUUUCAGGUCUGUUGAAAAAUCAAGGAAGGGGGAAUGGUUGCUUCCAAAAAAAAAACUGUUCCCAGUCAGAUGAAAUGAUGCCGUGAUCUGGUCUGGUUUACUGUAGAUAUCCUGGAAAUGUUUUUAAUGGUGAAAUAAAAUAUUUUAUGUUUUAAUAUA
This is a messenger RNA of Sebastes umbrosus (honeycomb rockfish), 4017 nucleotides long. It is a transcript of the gene tox4b, whose product is annotated as TOX high mobility group box family member 4 b. The record is from RefSeq and is a predicted model, not a curated record. Gene Ontology annotation, cellular component: nucleus. Bases 712 to 2745 code for a protein of 677 amino acids. Lineage: Eukaryota; Metazoa; Chordata; Actinopteri; Perciformes; Sebastidae. Gene Ontology annotation, molecular function: chromatin DNA binding. Gene Ontology annotation, biological process: regulation of transcription by RNA polymerase II. The transcript has 10 exons.